AUGGGCAACAGGCAGACGGUGCAGCCGCUGAUUGGGGGGCCGAGAACCUUCUACCUUGUCUCGGGCGGGCCGAGAAUCCGAUACGUUGGCCACCCGUCCAGUGCCGGUCCGCUCAUCUUCCACAUUGAAACGGAUCUCAUGGACGACAAUGAGGCUGUGGACCGUGCGGAGACGAUUCAGCUGCCAGUGGCUGUUCCGUCAAGGCAGAAAUUUAGACUGGUGCAAUUGGACUCGAAGAAUAGGGAAUCUGGUUUUCUGCUCUCUUUUUCGAUUGCCAUGUCGGAGCCGGGGCAGACGCUUCGGGUACUCGCAGGCGUGGACAUUGAAUAUCGCGCCGGGGAAGGGGUGCAGUUGAUGCAGUCGGAGAAGAGUCAAAACCCCUUUUGUUUAUUGGAGUUUGUCUCACCGGAAGAAUUCCGGGAGGAAAUUGAAGUUAGCGAGGUGCUGCAUCCUGAAAAGCUUAACAAGGCCAUCUUUAGGUAUUCUGAAAACGGGGCAAGGCGCCUGACGUACGCACCGAUUGCCAUUGAACUUGUGUAUGAGGCGCCCACCGACAGAACCCCAUCUAAAAGCCCAGAUUGCAUUAGCCCGCCCUCUGUCAAAUCUGCCUUCGCGUCCAGACAGGAGUGCGAGAACAGCAUGAGCCACAACAGCCAUGCUUCUUUCGCGGCGACGUUGCUUCCACAGAGCGAGCGAAUGGUACAGUACACCUUUCUGGAUAUUCCCGAAGGUGCUCUGGGGCGUACAAAGGUGUCGUUGUUGCCAAAAAGCGAACCACAGGAAGGAGCAGCGCGGAUUGUGUAUGAAGCAAAGAUUCUGCGGCAGCUUUUGCAACACGGUACACAGGUGUAUGAGUUGGACGAUGUGUUUGACCUUGGUGGUGAUGGGAGUGACAAUAACCUUGACGGCAACGAUGAAGAAGAGGAAGAAAUAGAUCUUUGCGUCAUUUGCUUAUUGAACCCAAAAGACACAACUCUUCUUCCGUGUCGUCAUAUGUGCCUCUGUUACGAGUGCGCUAGCAUUUUGCGAUUUCAGCAAAACAACCGGUGCCCUGUUUGUCGCUCCAACAUUGACCGUGUCAUGACACUCUGA
Trypanosoma cruzi is the source of this 1092-nucleotide messenger RNA. RefSeq lists its product as uncharacterized. Gene Ontology annotation, biological process: protein ubiquitination. Gene Ontology annotation, molecular function: ubiquitin protein ligase activity. The coding region runs from base 1 to 1092 and encodes 363 amino acids. The record is from RefSeq and is a predicted model, not a curated record. The transcript has a single exon. Lineage: Eukaryota; Euglenozoa; Kinetoplastea; Trypanosomatida; Trypanosomatidae.